AAAGUUAUAAUGGUCUACGAGAAAGAAACAGCUGAGAAUGUGAUAUAUGAGACGGCCGAUAACCCCUCGGGGAGAAGAUGCCUUAAAGAAAAACAAGAAGUAUAUGACCACAAACUGUGUGUACUUACAGAUGAGGGACUACAUACGGAAGAGUUGAUAACGCUAUUCAUGAUGCUACUGGAUGGAUGCAAAGAGCAAUAG
Molecule: messenger RNA, 201 nt
Organism: Plasmodium inui San Antonio 1
Lineage: Eukaryota; Apicomplexa; Aconoidasida; Haemosporida; Plasmodiidae
Exons: 1
Source: RefSeq, a predicted model, not a curated record